This is a messenger RNA of Microtus oregoni (creeping vole), 945 nucleotides long. Its product is annotated as olfactory receptor 7A17-like. Gene Ontology annotation, molecular function: olfactory receptor activity; G protein-coupled receptor activity. Gene Ontology annotation, biological process: G protein-coupled receptor signaling pathway. The transcript is spliced from 2 exons. NCBI's taxonomy places the organism in Eukaryota, Metazoa, Chordata, Mammalia, Rodentia, Cricetidae. Gene Ontology annotation, cellular component: membrane. Bases 19 to 945 code for a protein of 308 amino acids. The record is from RefSeq and is a predicted model, not a curated record.
AAGCGAGAAGCCAACUAAAUGGGGCCAAAGAACGACUCACAAGUUUCACAUUUUCUCCUUCUUGGAAUUUCAAAGAAUCUAAGACUGCAGCCUUUUUUAUUUGUGCUGUUCCUGACAAUGUACUUGAUCACCAUGCUCGGGAACCUACUCAUCAUCUUGGCAACGAUUUUAGGCCCCCACCUGCAUACACCCAUGUAUUUCUUCCUCUCCAACCUUUCUUUUGUGGAUGUCUGCUUCACUUCUACAACCGUCCCAAAGAUGUUGGUGAAUAUAUACACACAAAGUAACAUCAUCAUGUAUAGGAACUGCAUUGCCCAAAUGCAUUUCUUUAUACUCUUUUCAGGGUUGGAAAUCUUUCUGCUGGCUUUGAUGGCCUAUGACAGGUAUGUGGCCAUCUGUCACCCUCUGCAUUAUACUGUCAUCAUGAACCCUCGACUCUGUGUGCUGAUGGUCCUAGCAUCCUGGAUCAUGAAUAUCCUUCAUUCCACAACACAAAGCUUAAUGACAUUGCGAUUGUCCUUCUGUGCAGACCUGGAAAUCCCACACUUUUUCUGUGAACUUAAUCAAGUAGUACACCACGCUUGCUCUGACACCCUUCCAAAUGAUGUGGUUAUCUAUUUUGCAGCUGUGCUGUGGGCUUGCUGUCCCCUGAUGGGCAUCCUUUACUCUUAUUCUAAGAUAGUUUCAACCAUACGUGCAAUCACAUCACUGCAAGGGAAGUACAAAGCAUUUUCCACCUGUGCAUCUCACCUAUCAGUUGUCUCUUUAUUCUAUUGCACAGGCCUGGGUGUUUACCUCAGUUCUGCUUCAAUGGAAAACUCACAGUCAACUGCAAGAGCCUCAGUGAUGUACAGUGUGGUCACCCCUAUGCUGAACCCCUUCAUCUACAGCCUUAGGAAUAAAGAUAUAAAGAGAGCACUGAGAAACAUGUUGGGAUGGAAGUAA